CGUCUUGGAGCAUGCGCAAAUAAACGUGGCGGGACGUAAGUGUCAUGGCGAGCUCCAUCUAAAGUGUUUCCCGUAUCCGCAGAACGGCGUGUGGAUCCUCUCUUUGGACCGGUACUUCUCUUUCCAGAGGAUUUGAGACUGAUUGCAGAUAAUCAAGAAAAGAUGCCUUCUGCCUCCUGUGAUUCUCUCCUGGACGACAUAGAAGAUAUUGUGUCACAGGAAGAUUUAAAGCCACAAGAUAGGCAUUUUUCACGGAAGCAUGUUGUUCCAAAGGUGCGAAAGCGAAACACCCAAAAAUAUUUGCAAGAUGAAAACAGCCCACCAAGCAAUAGCACUAUUCCAGGCAUACAGAAAAUUUGGAUGCGAACAUGGGGUUGUUCUCAUAAUAAUUCGGAUGGAGAAUAUAUGGCUGGACAACUAGCUGCUUAUGGAUAUGAAAUUACAGAAAAUGCAUCAGACGCAGAUCUAUGGCUCCUGAAUAGUUGUACUGUAAAAAACCCAGCUGAAGACCACUUUAGAAACUCCAUAAAAAAAGCUCAAGAGGAGAACAAGAAAAUUGUGCUAGCUGGAUGUGUUCCUCAAGCCCAGCCUCGGCAGGACUACCUUAAAGGACUGAGUAUCAUCGGGGUUCAACAGAUAGAUCGAGUGGUAGAGGUUGUGGAGGAAACCAUUAAAGGUCAUUCUGUGAGACUCCUGGGUCAGAAAAAGAAUAACGGAAAGCGGUUGGGUGGAGCGCCAUUGGAUUUGCCAAAGAUCAGGAAGAAUCCACUGAUAGAAAUCAUUUCCAUCAAUACUGGGUGUCUCAAUGCUUGUACCUACUGCAAAACUAAACAUGCCAGAGGGAAUUUGGCGAGUUAUCCAAUUGAUGAACUAGUCGAUAGAGCCAAACAGUCUUUUCAAGAGGGCGUCUGUGAGAUAUGGUUGACCAGUGAAGACACGGGGGCUUAUGGCAGAGACAUUGGCACCAAUCUCCCCGCACUGCUGUGGAAACUGGUCGAAGUGAUCCCUCGGGGAGCAAUGCUGAGGCUUGGCAUGACGAAUCCCCCCUAUAUUUUAGAGCAUCUGGAGGAAAUGGCAAAAAUCCUUAAUCAUCCCAGAGUCUAUGCUUUUCUGCACAUACCGGUCCAGUCUGCCUCUGACUCUGUACUCACGGAAAUGAGAAGAGAAUACUGCGUGGCCGACUUCAAAAGAGUGGUGGAUUUUCUGAAAGAGAAAGUUCCUGGAAUAACUCUUGCCACAGAUAUUAUCUGUGGUUUUCCUGGAGAAACAGACCAAGAUUUUCAAGAAACAGUGAAACUCGUUGAAGAGUACAAAUUCCCAAGCCUCUUUAUUAACCAGUUCUACCCAAGACCAGGGACUCCUGCUGCAAAAAUGGCACAAAUUCCAGCACAAGUGAAAAAGCAAAGGACAAAAGAUCUCUCUCGGGUGUUCCAUUCUUACAAUCCGUAUGAUCACAAGGUAAGAGAAGCAUGUUAUUCGUGUAUUGGCUAGAUGUCUUUCUGAACAUAGAGCAGAAGUCUCACUAGUACAUAGCGAUUCUGAAGUACAUUUUCCGGUUAUGUUUACAUUUCCAUUUUAAUUUGUCAACUCUUUAUCUCUUCUAAAGAAAUCAGAAAAUCUUUAUUUCCGAACUAAUGUCAUUCUAUUUUAUUCACAUUAAAAUGCAGUUGCAUAUUGUCACUGAAAUCUCAAAGUCGAUGGAAAGACAGAUCUGGGGGCAUUAUUUAUUUGGUUGGGGGUUUUUUUCCCCCUUCCAAACACUAAAGUGAUGCACUUGACUUUUGAAUUGGUAAAGAUCGUUGAAAUAGGAACUGCCGACUGUUGGUUUUCCAUUGCUCCUGGUAGAAAGUUAUUUCUUUCUAAAUAAAAUCCCCAACAAUGAGCAGUAUAUCGCAUAAUAUCUGAAAUACCCACUGCCAAAAGUUUUGCCUUCUAGAAGACCAAAUAGCAUCACAACUCUUCCGUGUUUGUGCCCCAGCUUUAUAGACUCAUGGCCAGUCUUGCUUCAUUUAUAUCCCAUGUUCUGCGCUCCCCAUAUUUGAAGAAUUCCCGAAUAUCUUUACUUAUAAGCAUUUCACCAUAUAAUGGUAAAAGAUAAGGGCUCUUUAAAACACACACACACACACACACACACACACACACACACACACACUUAACUGUUUCUGAGGAAAAUGCUCCACACCACAUCAUCACAGGGAAAUAUAUUACAAGAUUUCCGAGACUUGUGCACAACUUCUAUUUCAUGUAAGGUUCCAGUAAAUCUGUUAAUUCGAGGUGAUUUCAGAAGCGAACAAAAAAUUUGCACAGUUGAAAUGCUAAUAUAAACUUAAAUCCUUAUCUAUGAAUUUACAAGGAGACAUGUGGUGGGGAUUUUUUAACUAGCCAAAAUAAGUAGUGUGAAAACUAUUUUCCUCAGUUGAGAAUACGGGAGAUGCCUGGAUUCAGGAGGAAAAAAUUGUGCCAGUUGUUCAUAGAAGUUGAAAGAUUUUCAGUAGCUUCUGGUGUUUCUAUAGUGACCAGUUGACUUUAAGCACCAACAGUUUGCGAACGAGGUGUUUCUGCUUCAUGUGACCAUGGCAAUAUACGGUACUAAAAAUUAUAUCAUUUCAAAUUACAUUUUUCAAGUUAAACCAGUCGCUUUGCAGAAUGUGGCAAUUUGUUUGAAAGACAUGGAGAGAGCUGGGAGUGCCUGACAAAGGGGAGAGAAGGUGCAGGCUGAUAAGUAAUACACCAGCAAAGGGAACGAGAUUCCUGAUGGGAAAGCUGCAUUUUUUUUU
This is a messenger RNA of Panthera uncia (snow leopard), 2777 nucleotides long. It is a transcript of the gene CDKAL1, whose product is annotated as CDK5 regulatory subunit associated protein 1 like 1. Gene Ontology annotation, cellular component: endoplasmic reticulum. Gene Ontology annotation, molecular function: tRNA (N(6)-L-threonylcarbamoyladenosine(37)-C(2))-methylthiotransferase activity; 4 iron, 4 sulfur cluster binding. Bases 163 to 1491 code for a protein of 442 amino acids. The transcript is spliced from 13 exons. Gene Ontology annotation, biological process: tRNA methylthiolation. Lineage: Eukaryota; Metazoa; Chordata; Mammalia; Carnivora; Felidae. The record is from RefSeq and is a predicted model, not a curated record.